GACAAAAUUCUGUACUCUUACCAGUCCUUACAAAAUUAGUUUCUAUUGAUGUUGGUCUUUAUAGUACGUAAAAUAUAUGAAGUACAUCAAAAGGUUUAAAAUGAAUAUUUGCGAUGAUUAAAAAAAAAAUUUUUUUGUCAAGUAGUUUAAUGGCUAGAAAAUUCACCUUAAAGGUAAAUAAGUGGAGUGUCUGAAGUUCGAACACGAACUUCUGCACAUAUAGUGCUAUGUCGCUACCAACUGAGUUAAACUCACGAUAACUUAAAAAAAAAAAAUUUACAAGAAAUAAAACAAAAUUAAGGAAUAUUUGCCGCACUAAAAACCUAUUUAAACCCUUUUCUCAAUAGCCUUCUUUUUACCGUUCGAGUAAAACCUAUUUAAACCCAUUUACCCACCGCCAUGGAAGCUCGACGAAACCUUACGGCGGGAAAAUGAACUACCUUUGUGCUUUGAAUGCAGUACCUGGCCCGACCCGACCCACAUUCAUAAAGAUACAAUUUUUCCAUCUCACAAUCAUAUUACUGUAAAUGUGCAAUAACAUAUAUGACUUACCAUGGCCAUGUUACCCGUAUCCUCAAUUUCCUCCAAUCAACCUCCACAUUCCGAUCAUCCCUCGACGCAACAAAACGUCUCCAUGCACUCUCCAUUACAACACCACCCAUUCCAAAUCAAUCCAUCUUCAUCAACAACAACAUUGUUUCAUCCUACAUUUUCCAUGGCAAUUUUGUUCAAGCACGUAAGGUGUUCGAUGAAAUGCCUCAAAGAACGCUUGUUUCUUAUAAUGCGCUUAUUGGUUGUUAUAGUCGACGUGGAGAUUUAGUUGAAGCUUGGAGGUUGUUGAAUCAGUUGAGGGUAUGUGGGUUUCGUCCUAAUCAGUAUACGUUAACGGGUUUGCUUUGUUGUGAAAAGUUGGAGUUGUUUCAGGGGUUUCAGUUGUUUGGUUUGAGUGUUAAAAAUGGUGUCUUUGAUGCUGAUGCUUUUGUGGGUAGUGCUUUGUUGGGAUUUUUCGGGAGAUAUGGAUGUUUGGAUGAGGCUUUUUUUGUGUUUGAUGAUAUGUCUUGUAAGAGUGUAGUGACUUGGAAUACAAUGUUCUCUUUGUUGUCUAGUAAUGGUUUUGUCGAGGAUACUAAGAUUUUGUUCCAUGAAUUAUUGGGGUUGGGGGUGUUGUUGUCUGACGGUUCUUUUGUGGCGCUUUUGUCGGGACUUGUUGGCUGUGAAGAGGAUUUGAGUUAUGGUGAACAGAUUCAUUGUUUGAUGACUAAACUUGGGUUUGAUUGUUAUGUUACAGCGAUUAAUUCUCUUAUUGGUGUUUAUGUUAGGUGUAGAGCUUUGUGUUUUGCAGAGAGAUUGUUUGAGCAGGUUCCUAUUGAGAAUGUUGUAUCUUGGAAUAUGAUCAUUGAUUCAAUGGUGAAAAGUGGGAGGUCUCAAAUGGCAUUGGAGAUGUUUUUGAAUAUGUUGAACAGGGGGUUGGUUCCGAGUCAGGCCACGUUUGUAGGUGUUAUUGAGUCGUGUAUUGGUUUGAGAAACUUGGUGUGUGGAGAAUGUGUUCAUGCUAAAGUAAUAACGAGUGGUUUUGAAUCUGAUGUUAUUGUUGGUACUGCAUUGGUGAACUUCUAUGCCAAAUGUGAGAAAUUGGUGUCUGCUCAUAACUGUUUUGAUCAGAUAGAAGAGAAGAAUGUGGUUUCUUGGAAUGCUUUGAUAUUGGGUUACUCAAAUGUUUCCUCUCCCACAUCAGUUCAGUUAUUACGAGAAAUGUUACGAUUGGAAUGUUAUCCUAAUGAGUCUUCCUUUUCUGCUGUUCUUAAGUCAACAUAUGUAUUAGACCUACAUCAGCUCCACGGUUUGGUUAUAAGAAUGGGGUAUGAGAAUCAUGAAUAUGUAUUAAGCUCUCUUGUUUUGGCUUACAAAAGAAAUGGUCUUAUAAACGAAGCGCUUUCGUUUGUCCAGGAGUUUAAUAAUCCACUUCAUGUAAUCCCAUCUAACAUCAUUGCUGGAAUCUAUAACAGAACUGGUCAUUACGAUGAAACAAUGAAGUUGCUUUCUUUACUAGAAAGGCCUGAUGUUGUAUCUUGGAACAUUGCCAUUUCAGCCUGCGCUCGGAGCAAUAACUAUAAUGAGGUUUUUGAGGUUUUCAAGCGUAUGCAUUCCGCACACAUAUGUCCAGACAAAUACACAUUUAUGACUGUAUUAUCCGUGUGCACCAAACUUUGCAGUUUUGAUUUGGGAAGUUCUCUUCAUGGUCUGAUUGUUAAGACUAAUAGUUGUGACACAUUUUUGGGCAAUGUACUAAUUGACAUGUAUGGAAAGUGUGGAAACAUUGAAAAUUCAGUGAAAGUUUUUGAAGAAAUCACAGACAGAAACGUUAUUACAUGGACAGCUUUAAUUUCUGCCCUCGGGCUUAAUGGUUAUGCUCACGCGGCAGUAAAAAUAUUCCACAACAUGGUAGGGAUGGGGUUUAAGCCUGACACAUUAGCUCUUAGAGCAGUGCUUUCUUCUUGCAGAUACGGUGGAUUAGUGAGCGAAGGGAUGAAAAUUUUCAAGCAGAUGGAAACUGUUUAUGGGAUUCGACCGGAACAUGAUCAUUACCAUUGCAUAGUAGACCUGCUUGCUAAAAAUGGACAAACACAGGAAGCUGAGGAAGUCAUGGCAAGCAUGCCUUUCCCUCCAAAUGCCAAUAUAUGGCGCAGCUUCCUUGAAGGCUACAAUAGGCACAAAAUUGCAGUUUGACUUGUACAGCAAAACUUAAUAGUCAGUUGGCAAUAAUACAUGAAUCAGCAAGCUAAGGAAAUUCGGUGAAGUCAAGGAACUCGUAUGUUGAACACAAUCUUGAUAAUGUUGUCAACAUCACGGUAGUCAGAAUCACGUUUUUAAUUGUAAAAGACACAAUUUUUUUAUUUUGAUUGCCCUCAGCGAUUAAGAGUCCACACAGAAUCGGAUUAUGGUGAAAUCGGGUGGAAUCACAGUGGUUAAUCUUAGAAUCAUAUAAUCUGCAAUUUCUGAGUAGCAGUUAAUCAAAAUAGUACUUUUGAAGUAGCUGCUCAACAAUUGAAAGGGCAUGCUGCCGCCAUGGACUCUCAACUGUUGGAUGAUGCAGUCCCUCCCACAGCAGCUGCAACAACUCAUCAUGGUUUGCCACCAUCUGGGUAUAGACGUCAGUCACAUGUAUGGAUGCACUUUACUGAACAAGUUGGUACUCAGAUGCAGGCCAAGUAUAACCAUUGUCCCUCCAAAAUUAAAUUCAAGGAUGGUACAAGUACUAUGGCAGCUCAUGUGUUGGGAUGUAAGCAUAAUCCUGAUAGAGUAGCAAAAAAAAGGCAAAAAACAUCUCCCACAACAAUACCUGCAGAAGGGGAAUUAUGUGUUGUCUCUUCGCCUCAUGUAAAAUUUGACCAAGUUAAGUGUUGACUGGAGCUUGUGAAGAUGUUUGUGGGAGCAGAGCUUCCUUUUCGGUUUGUGGAGAAUGAAUUUUUUAUAAACUUUGUGAAAGUCUUGCAACCACGGUUUGAUAUCCCAUCCUGCACUACUUUAAGGCGUGCUAUUUGGUCACUUUACAAUCCUGAAUUUUUGUCAAAUCACAUACCAUACGGGAAAGAUCAUUGCUAAGGAAGUUGAGACAUGUUUAAAUUCUUGGGAGCUGAAUCAAGUAUUUAGCAUAACAGUAAAUAAUGCGUCGUCUAACGACGUAGCGGUUAGAUUCAUGAAAGAUUGGAUGAAUGCAAAUAACUGUUUGGUCUUAAAGGGAAAUUAUAUUCAUAUGCGCUGCUGCGCACAUGUUUUGAGUUUGAUUGUAAAAGAAGGUUUAAAAGAAAACGAUGAUUCCAUCACAAGAAUACAUGUUGCAGUCAAGUAUGUAAAAGGAUCUUGUGCAAGAAUGUACAACUUCAAGAAAAUUGUUGAAAGGGCAAAUAUUGCUUAUAAAGGCAUUGUAUGUCUAGAUGUAGAAGCCAGAUGGAAUUCUACAUAUUUGAUGUUACAAGCAGCUAUCAAGUAUAAAACAGCUUUUGAAUUUUUAAAAGCUUUCGAUGCUAAGUAUGCUAAAGAAUUAUCUCUUAAUGGAGGCAAAGGUGUACCUGUUGAAGGGGAUUGGAACUAUGCUAGUACAGUGAUGCCGUUUCUGAAGAUAUUUUAUGAUGCAACUAUGCGUAUUUCUGGCUCUGUAUGUUACUAGUAACAUCUAUAUGAAGGAGGUCUUUGCCCUUGGAAGGAAGAUCCGAAGAUAUUGUGAGGAUGAUAAUGAGAGCAUAGCGUCGAUGGCAUUUAACAUGAAGAGUAAAUAUGACAAGUAUUGGGGCAGUUCUAAUGGAGUAAACAUGAUUUUGUUGAUUGCAGUUGUUCUAGACCCUAGGAGCAAAUUGGGUUUUGUAAAUCACUAACUUGGGUAUUUUUUUUUUGGAAAAGAAACGGCUGAUGAAUUAAAGUCGAAACUGUUGUCUUCUUUAAAAUCAAUUUAUCGAGAAUAUCAAGGCGUCGGGGAAGGAUCUCAAGAUAUGGGAGAAUCUCAGCCAGAGGAAGAUGAUGAUGAUAUUCAUGGGAUGGGUUUCUAUGUAAAAGCAACUGGGCGUAGAACCGAUGCUAGGUCUGAGCUUGAUAAAUACCUCAGUGAAGACUGCGAACCUCAUAGUACGUUUGUUGAGUUUGACAUUCUAGAUUGGUGGAAAGUCAACUCAUCAAGAUAUCCCAUCUUGGCAAAUAUUGUUUGGGAGGUGUUGGCCAUUCCAGUGUCUACUGUAGCAUCAGAGUCUGCUUUUAGUGCCGGAGGAAGGGUGUUGGAUCCUCAUCGUAGUCAUCUCACACCUAAGAUAGUGGAAGUGCUUGUUUGCACUCAGGAUUGGUUGAGAGGAUCUCCUUUGUCAAACUUACCUUGAAGAGUUAGAAACAUUUGAGCAAGAUAUGAUCUCUCAAACGGACCAUGCGACAACAUCUGCAAGCAUUAUUGAUCUUGAUGAUGAUUGAAAUCAUUUGUAAAUUGGAGUUUAGUAACAAGUUUUAAAUUUGUAUGAGUUUGACAUUGGUUCAUAUGGUAGCAGCUUAUUUCAAUUAGUUUCAAAUUUGCAAAAAGAAAAUAUGGUAGCAGGUUAAUAUGUAUGGAUUUACAUUGGUUCAUAUGUAGCAGGUUUUAUAUGUGUAUGGAUUUACAUUAGUUUUUGUUUGCUUUUAACUAUGUAUGUGUUACAUUGAGUUAUUAAAGAAAACCAACUAAAACCAGUUGAUUGAAAACAGUUCAGUUUAGUUCAAUGCAAAAUUAGGAUUGUGCAGUUCGCUCCA
Trifolium pratense (red clover) is the source of this 5265-nucleotide messenger RNA. RefSeq names its product pentatricopeptide repeat-containing protein At3g58590. The record is from RefSeq and is a predicted model, not a curated record. The transcript is spliced from 3 exons. Gene Ontology annotation, biological process: RNA modification. The coding region runs from base 544 to 2727 and encodes 727 amino acids. NCBI's taxonomy places the organism in Eukaryota, Viridiplantae, Streptophyta, Magnoliopsida, Fabales, Fabaceae. Gene Ontology annotation, molecular function: protein binding; RNA binding.